GACCAGAGCGCGAUAGUCCCUGCGAUAGUCCCCUGCCUGCCCGUUGCCCGUUGCGCGCACAUGGGCGCUUCAUCUGCCAUGACAUCCACCCACUCACACCCAACAGGGCCAUGUUGCCUGGUCUGGUGGGUGUAUCAUAUCCGGCGCCACGACUCGCUAGUGCUGAGCUUGGCCGCCCCUGUUUCUUCUAUCGCCCUGCAGCACUCUGCAGUCUAUAUAAGACGGCCCCCGUCCGCCAUGGAUCAUCGCAUUGGACUCCUCGUCGUCGCCCUGUAACACUCCUUUGUCUGUGGUCUGCGCCCUUCUGUUGAACGCCCGGCGAAAAGCAACGGUGUCCCCUUCUUCCAUUCCUUCAGAGCCCUUAUUUUGCAGAGGAGAAAUCCCCUCGAGCUGGUCUACCAGAGGUCCCUUGCCCCCCGCCCUCCUCUGUCUCCCCCAUUGAUUUGUUGAGAAUCGCAUCGCAAUGCGCUCUACUACUCUUUCCCUCCUUUCGGCCCUUGGCCUCACGGCGCAGCUCAGCGCGGCCACCUACUCCCUCGAGGAGGACUAUGCCACCUCGAACUUCUUCGAGAAAUUCACCUUCUACACGGAGGCCGAUCCCACCGCCGGCUUCGUCGACUAUGUCAGCGAAAGCACCGCGAAAACCGACGGGCUGAUCUCCGAGAACAGCAGCUCCGUCUACAUGGGUGUGGACUACACCAACGUCGCCUCCAGCAGCGGCCGCAAGAGUGUCCGCAUCACCAGCAACAGCGCCUACACCCAUGGCCUCUUCAUCUUGGAUCUGGAGCACAUGCCCGGCGGUAUCUGCGGCACCUGGCCUGCCUUCUGGCUCCUCGGCUCCGACUGGCCCUACAACGGCGAAAUCGACAUCAUCGAGGGCGUGAACCUGCAGACCACCAACGACAUGACCCUCCACACCAGCGAAAACUGCACCAUCAGCGCCGACUCCGGCUUCACCGGCACCCUCUCCACUGACAACUGCUACAUCUACGCCGCCGACCAAUCCUCCAACGCCGGCUGUGGCAUCGACGCCACCAACACUGACACCUACGGCACGGGCUUCAACGCCAACGGCGGCGGCGUCUACGCUACCGAAUGGACCUCCGAGGCCAUCAGCAUCUACUUCUUUGCGCGGGGCAGCAUUCCCUCCGAUAUCACGGAUGGGAGCCCCAAGCCCGCGUCGUGGGGAACCCCCCUCGCCAAGUACAAGGGGAGCUGUGAUAUCGAUGAGCAUUUCUCUGGGAUGCAGAUUAUCUUCGACACCACCUUCUGCGGUGACUGGGCCGGCGCCGUCUGGUCCACCAGCACCUGCGCCUCCAAAGCCAGCACCUGCACCGACUACGUCCAGAACAACCCGUCCGCGUUCAAGGAGGCCUACUGGACCGUCAACUCCCUGAAGGUGUACAAGAGCGAUACCGAUGCCACCAGUGACGCCAAGGCUAGCGCCACUACCAAGAAGGAGACGAAUACCACUGUUACGUCCACCAAGGUGGUUCAUUCCACUGCUACUGCUACCGCCACGGAGAAGGUUCAGGGUCAUCAGCACCGGAGGGCGCAUGGACAUGGACGUGAGUGAGAGUAGGUACUCAGAGUACGUACUCAUAAUGAGUGAGGGACUGAGCUCCAGAUGCUCCUGAUUGGAUCUGGAUGAAGGCGAUGUGAUGUGAUGUGAUGUGAUGGAGUGAGGUGGAUGGAUGUACACGAUAGAUUCGAUACCCUUACCAUUCUCUCGUUUUGACUCGAUCCGAGUUUUCUUUUACUUUACUUGACUUUACUUUACUUGCUUACUUACUUACUU
Aspergillus heteromorphus CBS 117.55 is the source of this 1798-nucleotide messenger RNA. Its product is annotated as glycoside hydrolase family 16 protein. Gene Ontology annotation, biological process: glucan catabolic process. The record is from RefSeq and is a predicted model, not a curated record. The coding region runs from base 464 to 1576 and encodes 370 amino acids. Gene Ontology annotation, molecular function: hydrolase activity, hydrolyzing O-glycosyl compounds. The transcript is spliced from 3 exons. Lineage: Eukaryota; Fungi; Ascomycota; Eurotiomycetes; Eurotiales; Aspergillaceae.